ACAAAGGUGGUUCAUGUCACGAGGAGCCCCCAGAAGGUCUUAGGGGUACCCCUCAUUCUCUGAUCAAACAUCAAAGGAAAAGAAAAAAAAUACAAGAAGAGUGAAUACAACUCAGAUUGUAUUUCCAAAUUUUCCUUUGUUGUUUAGAUCAUAAACUCGUAGUUCUUCGAAACCAUAUAUUAACAAUAUGGAGAAGAAGAACACCCCCAUCAUUGUAGGUGCUGUAGUUCUAGUGACAGUUGUUAUAGCUUCACUAGUGGUGGUCACACAAACGCCCAAGAUAGAACCUGCUAAAUCCAAUUCAAUAAAGAUGGCAAUGGAUGUGGUCUGCGGUGUCACAGAUUUCCAGGAUAUAUGCAAGAACAGACUGACUGCUGCCGGUGGCAAAAAUGACCACCAUCCCAAAGAUCUCAUCAAGCUAGGGUUCCAUGUAGCCAAGAAGGAGCUUGAAGACGUAAUGUCCGGAAUCCACACUUUUAUAAACGACUUUAAGAAGCCUGGAGUCCCUGAAGCUGUCAGGAUGUGUAGAGAGCUCUUGAAUGACGCAAUUAGUGAUAUCGAAGACUCUUACAACAGGCUUAAUAGCUGCUCUACUGUUGACAAGAAAGAUGUAGAUGUUUUGCUUUCAGACCUCCAGACAUGGCUCAGUGGUGCCAUCACCUACCAACAGACUUGCUUGGACGCCUUCACCGGGAAGGAAGGAGAGGCGAUGAAGGAGCGCUUGAAGACAUCGGACGAGCUGGCCAGCAAUGGCCUUGCAAUGGUCACCAAGCUCUCCUCCAUUUUUGAAGACCCCAGUUUUUCCGAAAUACCAUCCCAAGUAGUAUUUGGCGGGAGGAAACACAUAGAAGAACAUGAGAGUUCCCACGAGUUCCCUUCAUGGGUCGACCACACCACACGCAAGCUCAUCCAGGCUACUCCGGGAAAGAUCAAACCUAAUGUUGUGGUGGCGCAGGAUGGAUCAGGGAAGUAUCAGACCAUUAAUGAAGCCAUAAAGGAUAUCCCUUUGAAGAAAGGUGCCGUACCUGCCGGCCCCUUUGUCAUCCAUAUCAAGGCUGGUGUUUAUAAGGAGAGAUUGAAUUUCACAAAACAAAUGAGUGGUGUUGUUCUCAUUGGCGACGGCCCAACCAAAACCAAGAUCACCGAAAGCAAAAGCUUUGCUGGUGAUGGUAUGCAGACAUAUGAAACUGCAACAGUUGGUGCAAGUGGGGAACGAUUCAUUUUCAAGGACCUUGCAAUUGAGAACAAUGCCGGACCUGACGGACAUCAAGCCGUGGCACUUCGUAUAACUUCUGACAGGUCAGUCAUCUACAACUGCCUAAUCGAAGGUUUCCAGGACACCCUCUACGCUCAUAACCACCGCCAGUUCUACCGCGACUGCACCAUUUCUGGUACCGUGGACUUCGUAAUGGGCGACGCCAAAGCUGUCUUCCAGAACUGCAAGAUGCUGAUCAGGAUGCCAAACAAAAACCUAGCAUUUGUCACAGCCCAGUCACGCAAAGGUCCUGACCUGAAAUCCGGCUUCGUCCUUCAGAACUGCACCAUCACCGCGGAACCAGAAUUAGCCAAGGCUGGGAAUAAGGUGAGGGCGUACCUCGGACGGCCGUGGAUGCCAUACGCCAAGGUGCUUAUCAUGAAUUCUCAGAUUGAUGCUGUGAUACACCCAGAUGGGUGGUUUCCAUGGAAUAACAAUACCGAAACUCUCAACACACUCUGGUAUGCUGAGCUGAACAAUAAAGGUCCCGGUGCCGACACGAGUAAGAGAGUGACAUGGAAAGGGAUCAAGAAGAUUACUCCAGAAGAAGCUGAACAGUAUUCUGUUAGCAAAUUCAUCAUGGGUGAUUCUUGGAUCCCUUCCACCGGAGUGCCCUACCAGCCUGGUGUUGGUCCAAUGGCCACGACCCCUGGCACGACCAAGAGUACUGGUGUUACCCCAACGGCCUCCACCCCUGAGGACUCAACCCCUGUAACACCUACCACGAUGAAGAGUACUGAUGUUAGCCCAAAGGUCUCGACCCCUGUCACACCUGUAAAGACGAAGAGUACUUAGGUGCUUAUACCUACUACUAGUUAAUACUACAUGCAUGUACUAAUUAAUUAAUACCAAUUAAUUAGUACUACAUGCAUGUAUUUUGUGUCGAUCGUCCUCGAGGUUUAUAUAUGAUCUCAAUAUAAACACGCACGUAUUUUUCAUUUUAUCCUA
This is a messenger RNA of Cornus florida, 2203 nucleotides long. Its product is annotated as pectinesterase-like. Lineage: Eukaryota; Viridiplantae; Streptophyta; Magnoliopsida; Cornales; Cornaceae. Gene Ontology annotation, molecular function: pectinesterase inhibitor activity; pectinesterase activity. The record is from RefSeq and is a predicted model, not a curated record. The transcript is spliced from 2 exons. Gene Ontology annotation, biological process: cell wall modification. Bases 188 to 2050 code for a protein of 620 amino acids.